GAUGAAUUAAAUGAUCAGGAAGCCAGCAAUCAGUCGGAGGCAACAAGACUUGCUGCGCAGGAAAUACAAAAGCUAGUCGAAGAAAAGCAAAAUUUAGCGAAGUUUUUACAACAGCAGGUAUUGGCAAUGUUUUUGUCACACACAUUUUAUAUCCUUCAUCGAUGAAACAGGUGCCGAACUUCAUGCUAUUCCACUAUUCCGUAAACUUGGAAAAAAGUGAAAUCUCUGGAUGCUGAGGAAAAUUUUUGCACACAGUCUAAGGGAAUCGUAAUAUCACACUCCUUAUCUGUCAUUGGAGACAUGUAAUAUUAAACAAUCAAUUAUACUUUGUACAGUAAAAUUUUCCAUUGUUUUUACGGACUUUACGUUUCCUGGUUUGCCCACCUUUGGAAAACAUGGCUAGAAAAAAACGUUUCCUGUUUUGCCAUGGACAAUAUUCGGUAAUCUCGCAAACACUUCAACCAAAUAUUUUUGAUGGAAGAAUGAAAUUUAUCAACUAGGAGUCUAUAGCACAGUAGCUUACAGUUGUUCUUUCUUUGUUUCUGAAUUCUAGAGCGAUAUGAACGACAAAUUAAAUCGGUAAAUAUUUUACUAUACGUUAUAUCGGGGAGCUCCAUAAUAAUAACGGGAAAUACAAGUUUGAGAUUAUAAUCAUGAAACAGCUAAGCAAAACUGUUUUUGUAAAGGGAAUAGUAUGUAGAAUGUAGUUGCGGUUGUCGAUGGGUGCUGCUCAACGAUGGCUUUCCCAAAAAAAGCUUUCCCUUCAAUUAGUGACUUGCACAAAAGGCUUCAAAUAUCUCAUAUGGCAGGUUAGAAGACGGAAAUCUAUAGCCCUCAUAUUAUUAUUAGAUUUUUUAAAUACUGAACACUGAUUCGCAACUUACAAGGUAUAACUUACAAUUUUACCCGCACGAUGUCUCGCAUACUUACAUUGCAGAAAUGCAUCAAUCCCUCCAUUAAAUGAGCUUAGAUCCCCCACUCAUGAUUUACUACACUCCCAUUCAUAUUAAUGUUCAACCCAUUUGAAUUUAUUCAGUGAACUAGCCGAGGAUGAAACAAAAAUUGCCGAGCUUGAACGCAUGGUGACGAACUUAAGCCGAGAGUCUCAAGACAAACGAGAAUUGUUAGAAAGUAUUCAGAGUGACAAAGAGACAAUCAGCAAGUGAGUAUAGAAAUGUAGGGUUUCGUUCCCCCAGUGAACUCAAUCUAUUUACCUGGAAUGAUAACAUCACAGAGUAGAGACAUACAGAGACGUAACUGACCGUUGUAAACACUGCGGAAGAUUACGUUAUCAUGUACCCACUUUUUUUCAGGCGACCGGGCGAAAAAUGAUCAACUGCGCAUGCUCAGCAAGUUUAAAGUGAGUCGUCAUCAGAUCGUCAUCCAAUCAGAUGCAUGCAUCUAGUAACUUGCCGAGCAUGCGUACAAAAAAAGUGGGUACACUAGUUACGUCUCUGUCUGUCUCUACUCUGUGAUAACAUUCAGUCAUUUGGCUAAAAAGUGAAGCCUCGCGUGAGCACGCGUGAGCAGUGGCUCAGCUCUCCACGCCAUUCCCACGCCAUAUAGUACGUCAGUUUCAAUCCCCUUAUACGCCAUCACCUCGCGCGCAUAGAGAUUAUAAAUAACACUAGAGGAGUCAUCGAGUUUAAAAAAUGGGAACGCAGCUAAUGGGGGCAAAUUCAAGUCCCGGAUAUAAAAUCGUGCUCUUAUUGGCUGAUUUGAAACUCGUCACCAAUGGGAACACGAAUACACAUCCGGGACUUAAAUUUGCCCCCCAAUAGUCGCGUUCCCUUUUUUUUACUGAAUUAAUAUUACAAUGCCUCCUCUAGUGUUAUUUAUAAUCUCUAUGCUCGCGCGGUCAAUUGCCACGCCAUAUAGUACGUCAGUUUCAAUCUCCUUAUACGCCAUCACCGCACGCGGUCAAUUGCCACGCCAUAUAGUACGUCAGUUUCAAUCUCCUUAUACGCCAUCACCGCACGCGGUCAAUUGCCGCGCCAUAUAGUACGUCAGUUUCAGUCCCCUUAUACGCCAUCACCGCGCGGUCUAUCACGAAUCAGCGCGCGUCAAGUGGCGUUGGCAUUGGCUUCACGUUUCUCUCGCAUGUUAUCAUUCCAGAUAAAGACAUGGAGUCCACUGCGUUCCCCUGCACCAUUUGUGAUGGCCGUGUUUUUCACGAUGAAAUAGACAACUUGCAUGUUAAACUAAUGUUUGAUCUAGGCAAAGAAAAAAGUAAAUUUUCAUAAAUAAAUUAUUAAAAUUGCAAAAUUUGGUUGCGAAAUGUUGUAAGGCUUGGAAAAUAUAGACUUGCGAAGUUUGCAAAUUUUGUAUAUGUUUGUAUUACGUGCGGAAAUUGUUACCAUUUUUGAGCCGAAAAUGGUAACAAUUUCUCCACGUAACACAAACAUGUACGAAAUUUGCAAACUUUGCAAGGCUAUAUUUUCCAAGCUUUAUAUCAAUUCGCAACCAAAUUUUGCAAUUUUACUAAUUUCAUUAUGUUCUUUUUAGCUGUGGUGUGAUUCCCUUCUCUCUACUUAUAUUAGAAUUUAGUCUAACAUGCAAGUUGUCCAUUGCAAUAGCUGUGAUUUUUACAUGCACAAUUAAUAUUGAAUAACUUAACUGUAACUUUAAUAAGUUUGCCACCUCGAGUAACUCUAUUUAGCCAAUAUUAUAAUAAUAUAAACAUGGAUGUUACCUGUUCAGUUUGGGUCAAAUUUUGACUCUAUCCAUCAUUUCAAGAGGAAGUGCAAGAAUCUCAGGAGAGAUGCGCACAUCUUAACCUCCCCUCAACCUUUUUUGCAUUUAUUCUUAAGAGCAUUACAGCAAAACAAAGAAUUAAAGGAACAGCUUGGCCAACUCGAAACACGUUUCGUCGAAAUGGUAAGUCACACAUUAGACUGUGUUAAAAAAUUUAUUUUCGAAGGAAAAGUAUUACAGAAUUACAGGCCUUUCCGAAUGGACCAUUGCUUGCGCAAACUUAUUUUCGUAGCAAUUCGAUGCGCCAUUUUGCAUUAUACAUUUCACGCCAACCGUCUAUUUUGAUUGACUGCUGGUAUCGAUAAAUCAAGACUUUUAAUCGUACAGUACGUCAUUGGAAACCUUCACCCGGCUGACUUUGACAGAAUUGGGCAAUUUGUCAAGUGUACUCAAUGUUUUUUGUAAAGAUUAGGCCCUCAGAUUAGGCCAAGGGUUUCAGCAACUAUAUAGGCCCCCUGGCAUACCCGGUGCAUAAGAUAGUAGUAAGAUAGUAAUUUUAUCUUCUCGUGGCGAAGCAUGUAAAGUGUAAAUUCCAAGAAAUAGACAAUUCUCAUUAUGGACUAAUUUUGAAACUAGGCAAGGAGAUGCAAAUAAAUCACCACAGCUAGAAAGAGCAUACUAAAAUGAGUAAAUUUACGAAUUUUGAUUGCGAAAUGUUGUAAAAUGCGGAAAAUAUAGCCGUAGGCUAUAGCCGUAGCCGUAUAGCCGUAGCCGUAGCCGCUAGGCCGUAGCUGUGUUGAUUUAUUUGCAUCUCCUUGCGUAGUUUUAAAAUUAGUCUAUAAUGGGAAUUGUCUAUUGAAUAAAUUCCAAAAAUGUUACUGUGUAGCAUGAUAGCUUAAAAAAUAACGUAUUAAUAUACGAAAAUUUGUGGAGCCACUGUACUAGAAAUAGUCCAAGGACAAAUCGAGUAAAUAUUUGUUAAAUUUAGAUGGAAACUGGAUGAGAAAUUAGUAUAGGUUGUCUUGCUUUCUCGUGCAGAGUAAAUUGAAUGCGUAAUAAUGGACCAAUCCUAUAUAUUAAUCAACAUUUUGAUCUCAAAAAGUCUAGACAAAAUUUCAUCACAGCUUGA
This is a messenger RNA of Paramuricea clavata, 3823 nucleotides long. The record is from the annotation of a GenBank genome assembly. Lineage: Eukaryota; Metazoa; Cnidaria; Anthozoa; Malacalcyonacea; Plexauridae.